CUUAGACGAAUUAGUAUUAGUUUACCUAAUAAAAGUUGUUAAAUUUACCCAAAUACCCUGUCUGUUAGCGAUUCUAUCACUUCAUAUACGAUGUGGGAUCCAACGCACGUUCAAGUAACGGUCCAAAGAGCCCGUGGACUACUAAUUAAAGGUAAAAACGGUACUAACAAAUGUUUUGUUACCAUUGCCCUCGGCAAAGAAAAAUUCCAAACAUCCGUGAAACACAAAGCCACUGAGAAUGUAGAGUGGCUUGAGGAAUGCGAGUUGCGUAUACCGUCCCAGGGUAACACUGCAGAAAUUGUUUUGAAAGUGUAUGAUGAAGACAUUGUUAAAGAUCAUUUACUAGGUCAAAUAUCGAUUCCGUUAAAAGACCUCGAUGUUUAUGAGAGGCCUAGAAACCGUUGGUACACUUUGCAAGGCAAGUCAGGGAAGGAGAAUGACAAAAAUAGAGGCGAGUUAGAGGUCAAGAUUGCCUUUACUGUAAAGGAGGGCAGUUUGACUGACCUGAGCAAAAAAGACAAACAUAAGUCAUCCUUAUCUAGCAUCGCCCAAAACGUAGGUGGUAGUCUUAUGAGCAUUGGCAGUAUCGAAAAACGCAAGGGUUUGAAAAAGUUUGCUAAGAACUUAGGAUCAAAAAUGAAUUUGACAAAAAAGGAUAAGAAGAGUGAUUCAUCAUCUCUAAGUGGAAGCAUUGGAAAUCUUAAAAACUCUGCACUGUCCACACCAGACCACUCAACCCCUAAGACUUUACCAACAGAGGCAGACCCAGGUGUCAUUAGUGAGGAUGAAGAUGAAUUUGCUUUUGAUGACUUGUCUCACAAAAGUUCUGGCAGUUCCCUCAAUGUCAACACACUACCGCGAGGCCAUAAAUACACACCUUCCCCAAUGAAUGCUUCUCUUGAAAACCUGGGAGGUGGAGAGUUUUUGAGAAGAUCUACUAGUAGUAAUUUAGCAAAUUCUGACAAGUCCAUUCCAGUGCCUCAAAAACCUGUGCGACUGAGCCUUGACACAUUUACUUCUCCAAGGCCACCUUCCCAGAUUAUUGACAAGGAUGAUGAAUGGUCCCAAAAGCUUUACUCCAAAAGGCAAUCUCAUACAGUCAGCCAAACUAUGAUAGACAGGGAAAAAUCUGCAAGCCUUGAAAGAAAUAAAAAACUUGACAGUCCAAGCUCUUUGAAAGAAAAACCAAGUCCAAAAUUCUUUAAGAAGUUUGGUAACAACAACAAACCCAAAAAGUUGCUUGAAGAAAGAAUUAUUGUUGGAGAAGAAAAUAUUGUUGAAGAAGACUCCAUCAAUCCUGUGUACAACAGCAUUCCCAAAACAGUUCUGCAGCAACUUGAGGGCAAGUCUAAAGAAGAUCUGAUUGUAAUGGUGUACAACAUGCAAAGAGAUGUAGAAACAGAAAAGAAGAAAACCAAAGAUAUGGAAAAUUAUUUGGAUGAGCUACUAUUGCGAGUGAUGGAAACAACUCCGAGAAUCUUGCAAAAUCCUUACUCUAGAAAUAACAGCAUGCACAUAAGGAAUAAGUAAUUCAUGUCCUUAUAUUGGAUUGGACAUGUCUUUGAUAAAAAAAAAUCAUUGUUUAAUUAUUAUUUUUGUAUUGAAAACAAUAAUGAGAAAUAAUGCUAGCCUUAUUGUUCUUUCCAAUAUAAAAGCCCAUUAUUCUAGGUAUUUUUUCCAUUAUUACUACAGGUAUCUUAAGAAAGAGAAUGGCAUGACUAUUUUCUAGAAUUUUAACUAAGCGUUGUCUAUAGGUUAAUGCUCAACUUUCACUAUGUGAAUGAGUGCAAACAGGCCGGUUUAAUGUAAUCAUCUAUGUGCCUUACAUGUUUGAAAAAGUCUGUGAUACUAAUUGGUUAUAAAUCAAUUUUCCUUCGUUUUAUAAAAUGUGGUCCAUUCUUAACAUAUCUACUUAUGAAAUGAAUAUAUUUUCCAUUUUUAGUGCCAAACUCACAUCAUCCACAUAAAUUAUUUCUAAAAUUUAUUUAACAGUCUGUUGUUCCAAUCUUGGAUUUGUAUAAUGUAGGGUUUUUCAGACAUGAUUUUAUUAUUAUUGUGUAGUUUUUAAGUUAAAGUGAAUGUAUCCACUACUAUACUUGUAUUACCUUACUUUUAAGAAACAAUUAGACUUCUAUUUAUAAGAUGCCAGAGUGCAAUAUCUGUGGGUUAAGCAUUGUAAGUAGAUGCACACUACUUCUAAAAGACUAAUUGAUAUUUAAAACUAGAUCUUUAAUUAUAUUUCUGAACGGGCCCACUGACUAUUAGUCUGCCAGACGAUAUCGGCCUGUCAGUUGUUCGGAACUGUAAAAUUUUUGUUCUAACAGACAGGCCGAUAUCGUCUCACCAACUGAUAGUCAGUGGGCUGGGCCCCUCAAGUCCACGGGCCAACAUACAAUAGUUUACAAAGGAUAUUAUCAAGUUACAAGGUUAUUUUUUCUUUUUUUUUUUUCAUUUCCUAAAUGCUACUAAAAUUGUUGGCUUCAUUUCUAAUGGUACUAUUACAUAAUGUUGAAGUUUUUUUACCUAUUUACAAAAUGUAUUUCCAUAUAAAUAGUAAGAUUUUCUCUAUUCAGUUGAAACUGUUAAAUGUCUGAUUGACUUGGUGGCAAAACUGGACCUUAAAAGCUGUAGCCCAUGGUGGGUUCUUCCUAGUAGUUACCAACAAGUUGUUACCAGUGGUAACCACUGUUAACUACUGGAAAAAAUAAUUCCCAGUAACUACAUAAGUCAAUUAGUGUUUCAGUAAACUGCCUGAAGUGAUCGGUUAAUUAUUUUUCCCAGUGGUAAAAAAAAAUCCCAGUAGUUACCAAUGGUAACAACUUGGUGGUAACCAGUGGGAAUAACCCACCCAUGAUCUAUGUUGGCAGUGGCAACUCAUUGAUUGAAUUUAUUACUACCUAUUACUUUAAUUUAAUACCUACAUUUGCAAUACUGUUAAUUAGCCUAAGGUUUUUUUUUUGUUUGUGAUAAUUUUGUUCAAAAGACAAAUGGAACAAAAUAUAAGAGUAGGUUGUAUUCGACUCAUAGUUAUUAAUACAUAACUUAUGAGAGUAUUUAAUUAAUGGCUGUAUGAAAGUGCAAAGACAUGAAUAACAGCCAAAAUGAAAUAUCUAUUUUUUGAUGAUUAACAAAAUGUUUAUUUUUCCACAUUGGUGAACUACUAACUCUUAAAUUAAUUUAGUAUUAAUAUCUAAAAGUUAAGAGGCAGAUAAGUUUGCUAUAACACUGAGUAUAAUUAAAUAAAUUAUAUACUAACAAAUGCA
Cydia strobilella is the source of this 3263-nucleotide messenger RNA. It is a transcript of the gene Rip11, whose product is annotated as rab11 family-interacting protein 2-like. Gene Ontology annotation, molecular function: small GTPase binding. Gene Ontology annotation, biological process: regulated exocytosis. The transcript has a single exon. The record is from RefSeq and is a predicted model, not a curated record. The coding region runs from base 91 to 1530 and encodes 479 amino acids. Gene Ontology annotation, cellular component: intracellular membrane-bounded organelle. Lineage: Eukaryota; Metazoa; Arthropoda; Insecta; Lepidoptera; Tortricidae.